Messenger RNA from Ogataea philodendri, 567 nucleotides. RefSeq lists its product as uncharacterized. The transcript has a single exon. The record is from RefSeq and is a predicted model, not a curated record. Lineage: Eukaryota; Fungi; Ascomycota; Pichiomycetes; Pichiales; Pichiaceae. The coding region runs from base 1 to 567 and encodes 188 amino acids.
AUGAUGGAUCUUUGGGUGAACGUGAACUCCAAAUGCAGGAUCGGUCAAAACACUCCAGAUCCAAGCCUUGGCAGGGUCGUUCGUUGGAUUGAACUCCUCAAUCGACGGACUGUUCAAACUGACAUGAAUUUCUUUACACUGAGAGACCAGGUACUGAAGCAUAUCAAUUGCACUCACAUGGGCUCCAACAAUCAAGAUCCUCUUGUCCUUGUAGUCUUUGGACUUUCUGUAGCUCUUUGCGUGUUUGACAUUCUUGUGCUUAAUUGCAUAAUUUGGAAGUCCAUCUAUUUCUGCAAAAAAUGGAAUGUUGAACUUUCCAACAGCAACAACAACAGCGUCAAACUUUUCUUGAUACCAUCUCUCAACACCGUCAACGGUUUGAACAACAGUCAGCACCCAUUUUCCGGUCUUUUCUUCUUUGUACAUUUGCUCAAUCGAAGAUCUGAACCGGAUAUACUUCUUCAAGUCGUUAGUCUCGGCGAACUCCUUGAGAUAGUCAAGAACAUGGUGGUGCAUCACAAAUGGAUUCACGUUACACCCGAUUCCGCUCUUGACAUGUGCUCCUGA